AAAAAGCACUGCGACUCCCUCCCUCUCUCUCCCUCUCUCUCUCUCUCUCUACUCGGAAUGGCGUCGAGAUCUUGCCGGAAAAGAUGACGAAAUCGGGCGGACGUCAGAUUCCAGCAAUCCUCUCCUCUAAAAGCCUUACGCGAUCCCCCGACUCCGAUCUCCCUGAUCGGAGAAAUGACCGGAAACCCCAACGUCGGAGAACCAGAAACCCUCCCGGAAUCCGGCUGAAAAAGGACAGUGGAUUUUCGGCUGGGAAACGCACCAGUCCGGCGACUCCUUUCCUGCGGUGGAAGUUCGAUGAUGGAGAUGUUUCCGUUGCUGGUGGUAAGACAGCGUCGGAGUCCGGGAAGAAAUCUCGCCGGAAAGAGAAGAAUGCUGGAGAGGUUUUCGUCUCUGCGAGGAAGCUCGCUGCAGCUCUCUGGCAUUUGCAGCUUCCGGAAGGUUCCACUGGAGGCGACAGUGGUCGAGUGGUGUCGAAGAGGGCAGACGAUCGGUUAGGGUUGGAGCCUGUUCUCGGGCACUUAGGGGUUUCAGAUAUCUGCAACCCGAAUAUCGCAGAAUAUGAUCAAGCAGUGAAGGAACCGUCACCGGGUCCUCUUUCUGUCCCUCAUCCAAAGAAUGGUAUUUUAUAUAAGCUUGAGCCUUCUGCAAAGUUCCAUAAUUCUGCAAUGGAGAGAGCGACAAAAUGGGACCCUGGAUGUUCAAAAACAUCAGACGACGUCUACCGGUUUUAUGGACAUUUGAAGUUUCUUGAAGAUCAACAGAUCACCACUGUUUCGGUCAUAUCCACUCUCCAGACUGAACUUGAGCAGUCCCGAACCCGCAUUCACGAGCUUGAGACCGAGCGGCGAUCCUCCAAAAAGAAGCUUGAUCACUUCUUGAGGAAGCUAGCAGAGGAAAGAGCUACAUGGCGGAGCAGAGAACAUGAGAAAAUACGUGCGAUAAUUGAUGAUGUCAAAGAUGACUUGAACAGAGAGAGGAAAAAUCGUCAACGCAUGGAAAUUGUCAACUCCAAACUGGUCACUGAGCUCAAUGAGGCCAAGUUAUCUGCGAAGCGCUUUUUGCAAGACUAUGAGAAAGAGCGGAAGGCCAGAGAGCUCAUGGAGGAGGUCUGUGAUGAGCUGGCGAAGGAAAUUGGAGAUGAUAAAGCUGAAGUUGAAGCACUGAAGCGGGAAUCCAUGAAAAUCCGUGAGGAAGUGGAAGAAGAGAGGAAGAUGCUGCAGAUGGCUGAGGUAUGGCGUGAAGAAAGGGUUCAGAUGAAGUUGAUUGAUGCAAAACUGAUGCUUGAAGAAAAGCAUUCCCAGUUGAGUAAACUAAUAAUGGAUCUAGAGGCUUUUCUAAAAUCGAGAAGUACUACUGCCGACUCGGUGGAAUUGAGGGAAGCAGAGUUGCUACGGGAUGCGGCUAGCUUGGUUAAGGUUCAAGACAUCAAGGAGUUCUCCUAUCAGCCUCCGACUUCAGAGGACAUCUUCUCAGUUUUCGAAGAACUCCAGUCCGGUGAGGCUAAUGAAAGAGACAUUGAGCCGUGCUAUGGCUACAGUCCUGCUAGUCAUGCCUCGAAAAUUCACACUGUGAGUCCUGAGAUUGAUGGGCCUAUUGAGAACCCCAUGCAGAGAUAUACGAACAUGCAUGCAGAUGGAAAUGGAGAUGUGGAAGAAGAUGGUAGUGGCUGGGAAACCGUAACCCAUGAUGAGGAACAGGGCUCUAGUAAUUCACCCGAAGGGAGCGACCCAUCUGUUAAUGGGCUCCGUGAAGAGAGUAAUAUGUCGGAGAGUGGAACGGAGUGGGAGGAAAAUGCAGAUAAUGACAUGCUAAAUACUGAAAUCAGCGAAGUUUAUGCUGCAUCAGUGACUCAAUCAAGGAAGAAGGCAUCAUCCAUAUCUAGGCUUUGGAGAUCAUACCCAAACAAUGGCGAUAAUUGCAAGACAGUCUCAGCUAAUAUGACGAAUGGAAGGCUUUCAAACGGAAGGAUUUCCAAUGGGACGGCGACUCCAGACGGGGGGUCCGCUGGGGGGCUCAGCCCCCCAAGUUUGGGGCAGUGGAGCUCGCCUGAUUCAGGGAAUCCUCACAUAACCCGAGGUAUGAAAGGGUGCAUCGAGUGGCCACGUGGAAUCCAGAAGAACAGUUUGAAGGCAAAGCUUUUGGAAGCAAGGUUGGAAAGCCAGAAGAUUCAGUUGCGCCAAGUUCUUAAACAGAAGAUUUAGAAGCAUGGAAUUUUUGGGUCUCUCUCAUGCUCUCGUCUGAUACAUCAAUCAAUGGAAUCCUUUGAAAAUAACGCAUGUCUGAUUCGAGUUCCUUCAUCUCAAUAUGACCCGUCUUGGUUAAGCAGCGGUUUGUAAAAGUAUGCCUUAUCUGUCAUUGGGGGGACAGGGUGGCUAGAUGGAUGCUGAGAAAUCUGUAAACAACAUUCGGUUGGACUGGUGGGCUGGCCCGCUUAUCUACUUUUUUGUACUACUAUGAUGGAUUAUUUCACCCCUUAGGUAAGAAUCCUUUCGCACAGCAUUUCCCUGCAA
This is a messenger RNA of Magnolia sinica, 2513 nucleotides long. RefSeq lists its product as uncharacterized. The transcript is spliced from 3 exons. The record is from RefSeq and is a predicted model, not a curated record. NCBI's taxonomy places the organism in Eukaryota, Viridiplantae, Streptophyta, Magnoliopsida, Magnoliales, Magnoliaceae. Bases 84 to 2204 code for a protein of 706 amino acids.